Perca fluviatilis (European perch) is the source of this 2365-nucleotide messenger RNA. It is a transcript of the gene rdh14b, whose product is annotated as retinol dehydrogenase 14b. Lineage: Eukaryota; Metazoa; Chordata; Actinopteri; Perciformes; Percidae. The record is from RefSeq and is a predicted model, not a curated record. The coding region runs from base 210 to 1196 and encodes 328 amino acids. The transcript is spliced from 2 exons.
CUGCUUUGCGACCGUUGAACUUUAACUGUUUGCUUUAACUCCGCUUGUUUAAUUAAAGGCAUGUGUUAGUUAUGCAAACAUAGAAAUAUUAUAUAAUACCCACGAUAUAUAGUUGACACAUUUGACAAAUUAGCGUAUGAAGUACUUCCGGGGUGACCGUGCCACCGAGAGAUCUCGUCCCUGCCGACCUGUCACCGAAGCCCGCUCUCAUGUCCGCUGCGGUGGUAGUAGCCGCUGUUGUCGGCGGUGGGGUACUGCUCCUCAUGCGUCGUCUGUUCCCCCGGCAGAAAGCUAUGAAGUUGCUCCGGUAUCCGGCCGACACUAUGCGAGGAAAGACAGUCAUCGUGACCGGGGCUAACUGCGGGAUAGGGAAGGCCCUGGCCGGGGAGCUGCUGAAGCUCCAUGCCCGGGUCAUCAUGGCCUGCCGGGACCAGCGGAGCGCCGAGGAGGCAGCUAAGGACAUCAAGAAACAAGCGGGACCAGAGCACGGGGAGGUGGUAAUCAAACACCUGGACCUCGCUUCUCUUAGAUCAGUUCGACAAUUUUGUGAGGAAAUUAAUAAGGAGGAAUCCAGGAUUGAUGUGCUCAUCAACAAUGCAGGACUCUACCAGUGUCCCUACACUAAGACAGAGGAUGGUUUUGAGAUGCAGCUCGGUGUCAAUCACCUGGGUCACUUCCUCCUCACUCACCUCCUGCUGGACCUCCUGAAGACUUCGGCUCCCAGUCGCAUCGUCAUCGUUUCCUCGAAGCUUUACAAGUACGGCCACAUCAACUUUGACGACCUGAAUAGUGAAAAUAAUUAUGAUAAGGCCUUCUGCUACAGUCAGAGCAAGUUGGCCAACCUGCUGUUUACACUCGAACUGGCUCGUCAGCUGGAGGGCACGGGCGUCACAGUCAACGCUCUCACUCCGGGCAUCGUGAGGACCAGACUGGGCAGGCAUGUUCAAAUCCCUCUCCUGGCAAAGCCGCUGUUAUACCUCGCCUCGCUACUCUUUUUCAAGAGUCCAUUGGAGGGGGCCCAGACUCCUCUCUAUCUGGCCUGCUCCCCUGAGGUGGAGGGAGUGUCGGGGAAAUGUUUCGCUAACUGUGAGGAGGAAGAGCUGAUGGCAAAAGCUACAGAUGACCAGGCAGCCAAGAAACUGUGGCUCAUAAGCAGGAGGAUGGUCGGACUCGCUCGUACUGUGGACGGUACUUAGGUGUUCUCGGACAAACUACUUAAUCUCUAGCAGCCCCACAGAUAUUGCUCUGCAGGAGAUGGUUUGUGAAAAGACAGAUUGCCAUUUUGGGGAUACAAUCAAUAAUUGAAUGAUAUAUUGUGCCAAUGAAGUUUGUAAAUUUGAAUGCAGUGUGUAUUUUGCAGUCGAUUAACCAGAGAAUGUUUAAAAAUGUAAAAGUUAUGGUUUAAAUGAAGAUGCAUCGCUGUUUGAAAUGAUUUCUCCUUUCAUCUACCAGCUCUGCAAUAACGCACGUCUGUGUAAACAGCCAAUAAAAUUAACCUGGUUACCCGUAUACAUGGCAAAGAAAUCGGUGUUCUCCUGAAGAAAUUUAGCUGGGGAAAUCAUGUUUCUUUAAUCCCAUUACCCGUUUGGUGAAAGGGUUUCUUUCAGAAAAUCAGAUCACUGCAGAAAACCAUAACCUGGUUACUUAAGUGCAUCUAGACUACAACAACAUCCACAUAAAGUUAGAACUUUUUGGCUUCCCUGUAAGGCACUCAGGAAGGUGGGAGAAAAUCCUAAAAGGCUACACAUUGAUUUUCCUGUCAAAACUAGUUUAAAACAGUGAAGGAAAUUCAGAAACAUUUCAGUGCAAACAGACAUUGGAAUUAUUAAUAAAACUAAAUAAUUAGUUGUAUCCUGCAAAUGUCUUGUUUAUGAAUGAAAAACCUAGAUAGCACCUUGCUCUUCCUUGUCUUCCUUUAUGCCAUUGAUUUGCACACACAUCAUCAAACUCAUCUCCCUCUUUGCAUCCAUCAAAGCCAAGCUGAGUUAUCACCUUCUCCUCCAUUGUUAGGUCACAUUAUUGCUUGUGCUGUACAAUUCUUCAGAAAAGCAUAUAUUAAGCAUAUUUUAGCUAUUCUACUUGAAUGCUAAAUUUGUGCAUACUUAAGCAUGUAUUUUGCAGGGCAGCUGUUAAUCUACUUUCCCUCUGUUGAUGUGUUUGAAGUGUAAAUAACUUCUGCUGUGUCUGGAGGAGAUUUAACAAUAAGGUUGACAAUGCAGAUCAGUGAGAUGCUGCUGCGCUGUGGCUCCCUCCUGUGGAUGGAUUACUGUCUCUCACCUUCGCAGGAAGGACUGGUAGAAGGUACAGCAAUAAAUACAAUGUAAAAUUCAGAUGCAUAAGAAUAAAUACAAGUCCAUUUCUGAAA